AUGCGCUGCACGUUCGGACUUGCGCUUUUGGCCGGCCUUGCGCUGGGCCGACCAGCGCCUGAGCCAGCCAGCCAGGCAGAUAGCGCUAUCGCAUACGUCGACCAGGAGACUGGUUUCACCUUCUCCGAGUUCAAGGCGGCAUACUCCCUCACGCAAAACAUCGUCUACCGCAUUGCUCUGCCCAGUAACGCCCCCUCGGGAAACUACAACGCCGUUGUUCAGGUCGUUGCUCCGAAUCAGGUCGGAUGGACUGGUCUUGCCUGGGGCGGCAACAUGAUCAGGAACCCCCUCACCGUUGCGUAUCCCAGCGGCAGCAAAGUAACCGUCUCUUCUCGAUGGGCAACUGGUCACUCAACCCCUGCAUCGUACACUGGCGCUACCUACACUCUCCUCAGCAAGGGCAACCGCGUCAACGGCACGCACUGGCAGUACUCGGCCAAGUGCGUCGGAUGCACGACCUGGACGGGCGCCUCCGGCAGCCAGAGGAUCAACCCGACCGGUAGCGCGCGCCUUGCUUUUGCCUACUCGCCCAACAAGCCGUCCUCGCCCUCGUCCAACACUUCCACCAUCCCCGUACACGACGUCGCCAACUACUGGAGCCACGACUUUUCCGUCGGCCUCAACUCCAACUUCGACGCGCUGCUCGCGCAAAAUGGGGCUGCUUAGACGUUUGAGUGGGGGAAAUGGUAAACGGCCUUUUUUUGCUGUUGAGUGCAAAUGAAAGGGAAUGGUAGUGGGC
Messenger RNA from Trematosphaeria pertusa, 739 nucleotides. Its product is annotated as iron reductase domain protein. The record is from RefSeq and is a predicted model, not a curated record. Bases 1 to 666 code for a protein of 221 amino acids. Lineage: Eukaryota; Fungi; Ascomycota; Dothideomycetes; Pleosporales; Trematosphaeriaceae. The transcript is spliced from 3 exons.